AUGACAUCAGACCCCCACAUUCUGUACAUGCCCAAAGGCGCUCCUGUCUUUCCCCCGAUGUCCCAGCUAUGUAAGACUACGGAAGAGCUUGGCUUGUACUGGACCCUGCGUACCACACUUACGCGAGGCCCCGCACUCUGCCUAUGCCUAGGGGCACCCCCGUCCCCCAUGGCUUCACCACGCCUGCCCCUCCGCUUGACUUUCCCCCCUGCUUCGCCCACCCCGUCCCGCACCUGCUCGGCUGUCAUGGGCUUGGCGGCGCCUCCUCCGCCGGAAGGAGCCGCCGGGCCGCUUUUGCUCUUGCCGCUCUCCGCCAUCUUCCUUCCCAGGCUGAGAGAGGAAGAAACGCGCAGCGCGAGCCUAACGGCACUCCAACUUCCGGGGGCCGGAGACCACGAGCGCGCUCGUGACCGGAAGCUGAGAAGAGUGGUCCAGGAACAUCCGCAGACCUUGCUCAAGGGCUUCUUCCUUCCCAGGCCCUGGAAGCAGUUUUGGCAGAUCAAAAGCCAAACACCUGGCCAUAGACUCUCUGCUGCCCCCUGUGGAUACAGAGCCAUGUCUGCAGGUGCCAGACCCCUGAAGCCACUCAUCGCAGUCUGCCAGGCGACCUCGACCCCCGACAAAGACCAUAACAUGGAAUGCUGUUCACGCCUCAUCCAGGAGGCCGCCCAGCGGGGCGCCUGCGUCGUCUUCCUCCCUGAAGCUUUUGACUUCAUUGGCAGCAGCACGGAAGAGACCCUCACCCUGGCUGAGCCCCUGGAAGGAGAGCACAUCCAGCAUUAUGCCGGCCUAGCCAGAGAAUGUGGGGUCUGGCUGUCCCUGGGAGGUUUCCACGAGAGAGGCAGCGAUUGGGAGAGCACGCGCCGAAUCUACAACUGCCACCUCCUCCUGGAUCCCAAAGGAACCCUGGUGGCAGCUUACAGAAAGACUCACCUCUGUGACGUGGAGCUGGAGGGACGGGUGUCCAUGAAGGAAAGCACCUUUACCAAUGCAGGUUGGGAGAUUGUGUCCCCUGUCAGCACCCCGGCUGGAAAGGUUGGCCUGGCCAUCUGUUAUGACCUACGUUUCCCAGAAAUGUCACUCGCUCUGGCCCAGGAAGGGGCAGAGAUUCUGACCUAUCCGUCUGCCUUCACGGUGACAACAGGCUCCGCCCACUGGGAGGUGCUGCUACGAGCUCGCGCCAUCGAGACCCAGUGCUACGUGGUAGCAGCCGCUCAGACAGGCAAGAACCAUGAGCGCCGCACCUCCUACGGCCACGCCAUGAUAGUGGACCCCUGGGGCAGCGUCAUCGCCCAGUGCCAAGAGGGACCGGGCCUCUGCUAUGCCGAGAUUGAUCUGGCUUACUUGCGCCGCAUCCGGCAGGAGAUACCGGUCUUUCGCCACCGCCGGACCGACCUCUACGGCCGGGUGGCCCCCCUGAAGAGCCCUGCAACGUCAUGA
This is a messenger RNA of Euleptes europaea (tarantolino), 1440 nucleotides long. RefSeq names its product nitrilase 1 (gene NIT1). Lineage: Eukaryota; Metazoa; Chordata; Lepidosauria; Squamata; Sphaerodactylidae. Gene Ontology annotation, molecular function: hydrolase activity, acting on carbon-nitrogen (but not peptide) bonds, in linear amides. The record is from RefSeq and is a predicted model, not a curated record. The coding region runs from base 1 to 1440 and encodes 479 amino acids. The transcript has 7 exons.